GGUGGGUUCCUUAAAUGGAAAGUAUGAGUCCCACCCACACACCAGUCAAUACUGAGACUGGAAAAAAAAGAAACACUUCUUUCAGGAAGAGACUGCGAGCAGACUAAACCAUGAGCUACCCUGGAUACCCCCCUCAGGCAGGUGGAUACCCCCCUCAGGCAGGCGGAUACCCCCCUCAACAGCCUGGUGCCUAUCCACCUCAGCCUGGAGCUUACCCUCCUCAAGCAGGAGGCUACCCACAGCAGCCAAGUGGCUACCCCCCUCAACCUGGUGGCUAUCCACCACAAGCUGGUGGCUAUCCACCACAAGCUGGUGGCUAUCCACCACAGGCAGGGGGCUAUCCACCACAGGCAGGAGGCUAUCCACCACAAGCAGGGGGCUACCCGCCACAGGCUGGGGGCUACCCGCAGGCACUACCACCAGGCGGCUGGGGAGGUGGCCCUGCUGGUGGAUAUCCCUCAAUUGGUAUGGACAAUUUAUCUAACCCUGGAUACAAUGCUGGCAUGCCAGGAGGGACCAUGCCUCAACACCAAGGCCCAGGGAUGGGAUACCCAGGUCAGCCUGGGCAGCCAAUGUCCGGAUACCCACAGGGACCAUCACCCAAUCCGCCCAUGGCUGGUUAUGGAGCGGCACCAGCUCCCAUGCCAGCAUACCCAAAAGUCCCUUCACCAAAUCCAUCCAUGCCAGCCUACGGAGGAGGAGGAGCCAUGCCAGUGGCUCCAGCCAUCAAUAGAGGAUUCAGGGGAACGAUCAAGGACUUUCCUGGAGCUGAUCAGCUCAGAGACGUGGAGGUUCUGCGGAAGGCCAUGAAGGGCUUUGGAACUGAUGAGCAAGCCAUCAUCGAUUUACUGGGGAGUCGCUCCAACAGGCAGCGUGUGCCUUUGCUGCGCGCCUACAAAACCUCCUAUGGAAAGGAUCUGAUUAAGGACCUGCAUUCAGAACUGUCUGGAGACUUCAGGACCCUCGUGAUGGCCACAUUGAAGACUCCAGCUGAGUUGGAUGCCUACGAGCUCCACAGUGCCAUAAAGGGAGCCGGAACUGAUGAAGCCUGCCUGAUAGAGAUCCUGUCCUCCCGCUCCAACGCGGAAAUCCAUGAGAUAAACCGUAUUUACAAACAAGAAUACAAGAAGAAACUGGAGGAUGCCAUUACUGGAGAUACCUCAGGACACUUCCGCAGGCUCCUGGUCUCUCUUGCACAGGGCAAUCGUGACGAACGAGAACAUGUUGACAUCUCUGUGGCUAAACAAGAUGCUCAGAGCCUGUACGCUGCUGGAGAGAACAAGCUGGGAACAGAUGAGUCCAAAUUCAAUGCAAUCUUGUGUGCCAGGAGCAAAUCCCACCUCAGAGCAGUGUUCCUUGAGUACCAGCGUAUGUGUGGCAGAGAUAUCGAGAAGAGCAUCAACAGGGAGAUGUCAGGAGACCUUGAGAGUGGCAUGUUGGCAGUCGUGAAGUGUAUUAAGAACACACCUGCCUACUUUGCUGAGAGACUCUACAAAGCCAUGAAGGGAGCUGGAACCAAAGACAGAACUCUGAUCCGUAUCAUGGUCUCCCGUUCUGAAGUUGACAUGCUGGAUAUCCGCCAGGAAUAUGUCAAAAACUACGGCAAGUCGCUGUACACACACAUCUCUGGAGACACAUCAGGAGAUUACAAGAAGCUCCUACUGAAGUUCUGCGGGGGCAGUGACUGAAAAGGGAAUGGUGUCUACUACAAUAUAGAAAUGUUCUAUAUAUAUAUAUAUCAAUUUUUUGCUUAUCUUUAUGCACUAUACACAAACUGCAAACCUGCAUGCCAUGCCAGUUCUAUCAAUGCAAUGUUUACCUUGUUUUAAGAAUAUCUCUAUUGCUACAUUUUGAUUCUUUUCUAUAUACAAAUGCACUCAAAGUUUUAUAUUUUCAUAUUUGAUUUUGUUUGAUACUCAUCGCCGUGCCAUACAAUCGAUGUGCAACAGAUGACAUGCAUUUUAAGAGCUAUAUAAUUUUAAGAUAUUUUAUUUUACUUGUGCCAAUAUAAAGAGAUCUCUGAUGCCGGGAACUUUUUACCAGCUCAUCUCUAAUGUUCAGUAUAUCUGAAUAAUGUAUGAGACAGAAUACAUAGCAGCUAUGUACCAAAGUUGUCUGUUAAUGUUCUCAAUUGUUUACUCUCUUCUUUAUUUUGUGCAGCACGUGAACCAGAUGCAUUAUUUUGUAUGCCUGCCGUUGUAGUCUGUAACACUCAAGCAUCACAUUUCAUUAUUUGUUGGUGACUUUAUCUUCAUGAGUCUCAGAAAAUAAAUGUUGAAAAUGCA
Messenger RNA from Labrus bergylta (ballan wrasse), 2285 nucleotides. RefSeq names its product annexin A11a (gene anxa11a). Lineage: Eukaryota; Metazoa; Chordata; Actinopteri; Labriformes; Labridae. Gene Ontology annotation, biological process: cytokinetic process; phagocytosis. The record is from RefSeq and is a predicted model, not a curated record. Gene Ontology annotation, molecular function: calcium ion binding; calcium-dependent phospholipid binding. Gene Ontology annotation, cellular component: cytoplasm.